Messenger RNA from Folsomia candida, 1585 nucleotides. Its product is annotated as testis-specific serine/threonine-protein kinase 6. Gene Ontology annotation, cellular component: autophagosome; cytoplasm. Gene Ontology annotation, biological process: protein autophosphorylation; autophagosome organization; peptidyl-serine phosphorylation. Bases 25 to 1218 code for a protein of 397 amino acids. NCBI's taxonomy places the organism in Eukaryota, Metazoa, Arthropoda, Collembola, Entomobryomorpha, Isotomidae. The transcript has 8 exons. The record is from RefSeq and is a predicted model, not a curated record. Gene Ontology annotation, molecular function: ATP binding; protein serine/threonine kinase activity.
UUGUAUUUUUCUAAUUUUUGUAAUAUGUCGUUUCUCGAAAAACACAAAAAUCCAGACACAUUUCCGACAAGGGCAACAGGCUUGAAUUCCAUGAACGCAUAUUUCAAACAAAACGGACUUCGUUUAGGAAAAAUAAUCGGAGAGGGCUCGUAUUCUAAGGUUCGACUUUGCAUUGUCACAAACGAUCAAGAUGGACCAGAACAGGUCAUAGCGUGCAAGGUUAUCAGUAAACGGAAAGCAUCUGAGGACUUUGUCAACAAAUUUCUUCCCAGAGAGCUGGAUAUAGUGGGUCGACUAUCCAACCCAAACAUUGUGACUGUCUUUGAUGUUGUAGAAUUCGACAACCACGACCACGUUUUCAUUUUUAUGGACUUUUGUAACAAGGGAGAUUUGUUGGAAUUUAUCAAAAAGAAAGGAUUUCUGUCGGAAAAACGAACUCAAAACUAUUUUUGGCAAAUAUUGUCUGCAGUUCGCUAUAUGCAUAGCUUGGAUUUGGCUCAUCGAGAUCUCAAAUGUGAAAACGUGCUACUUUGUUCCGGUGACGUGGUCAAGAUUUCAGACUUUGGAUUUUCUCGAUAUUGUCAUGAUUUCAAUGGGAAGCGAAUUUUGUCCAACACCUACUGUGGUAGUGCUGCAUAUGCUGCACCUGAGAUUCUCCAGGGAACUCAGUACAACCCCAAACUGUAUGACACUUGGAGUCUUGGUUGCAUAUUAUUCAUCAUGUUGACCGGACACAUGCCUUAUGACGAGAGCAAUGUUCAACAAAUGCUGCAAAAUCAAAAUGAACGUAUCCUGACGUACCCACAUCAAGUUGAAGGUCUGAUUUCCAAGCAAGCGAAACGUCUCAUAGGACAUUUACUGGAACCUGAUGUAACACGUCGAGCCACCAUAGAACAUGCUUUGUCUAACUCAUGGUUUACAUCCUUGAAAUCAAAAAACUCCAGUUUGAAUGUAAAUGGGAAUAAUUCUGGGAGUGGGGACGGUCAGUCACAACAGCAACACCGACAACAACCCACUUCUUCUAGAGAGAUUCCCUUCCACUCAAUCGCUGGUUCAUGUUAUGAAGUUUUCGCUCAAGACUGUUCAAAAAAUUAUGUCCGCCCAACAUCAACCCAUUGUAAAAAGUCAAAAGACGAGCAAUUCCUUCAAGAAAGUUCAAAUCCAUUACCGUUACCUACUACCUGUUACCGCUGGAGACAUCGAUUUCAAGAACAAUAAAGUUCUGGAGGAAAUGAUCAGUUUCAAGAGUUUCACCGAAAAGGUCCGGAUAAACUUCCUUCAACUUCCACCCAUCUUCCAACAACAUCAUCUUACAAAUAGCAACAACAGAGUGUCCUUGAUAUAGACGAAUCCGAAGUUCGAUUUAGUUUUGGUUGGAAUGCAGACCAAACUCACAUGCACUAUAACAGGGACAACAAGUUUGCGUGAAUCUUGCAUGCGCUUAUCACCAAAUGCCCAAAUUUUUUGUCGCUCUUUACUAACUUCAACUGCCUGGCUAUUAUAAUACUUUGAUAAAUAUACCAAAUAUGUGCCGAAACCACAAUGAUUUCAUGAUCUCUCUCGAAAUAUACGUAUUGACAAUUUA